AUGAAGGCAAAGCACGUGAAUGUCCAACUAAAGGCUGUGGUGCCAUCAUUGAAAAAGGCGAAGGAUGUUACCAUAUGCAGUGCACGAUGUGCAAUAUUCACUUCUGCUGGCUCUGCGAUUAUACGAGUGAUCAACAAUCCAAAAUCUAUGGACAUCUGCGAGAGAACCAUGGAGCUAUCGGCGCAGAAUGGCCUGUCGAUCUCGAUAUGCAUCCAAACUUCCAAAGGCUCUUCGCACCAGCCCGCAGACUCGGCUUCAUCGAGGCCUAAGACAUACCGGACGACGUGGACGUGGACGUCGCGUAAAAUAGGGAAUCAUUUCAAAAGUCGCGUAUACGCAUGUUUAGAACAUUUCGGAUUGAAAAUUGCGAACACUUUUUUACCUUGGAAGGUUGCGUAUUAUAUCUCGAGAAAUAAUUAUCGUGGAACUUUUAUUGCCACGAAACGUGGCGAAGGUCAUUGA
Cylicocyclus nassatus is the source of this 462-nucleotide messenger RNA. The record is from the annotation of a GenBank genome assembly. Lineage: Eukaryota; Metazoa; Nematoda; Chromadorea; Rhabditida; Strongylidae.